This is a messenger RNA of Candida tropicalis MYA-3404, 1614 nucleotides long. RefSeq lists its product as uncharacterized. The transcript has a single exon. Gene Ontology annotation, biological process: cell adhesion involved in multi-species biofilm formation; cell adhesion involved in single-species biofilm formation. Lineage: Eukaryota; Fungi; Ascomycota; Pichiomycetes; Serinales; Debaryomycetaceae. The record is from RefSeq and is a predicted model, not a curated record. Gene Ontology annotation, cellular component: fungal-type cell wall. The coding region runs from base 1 to 1614 and encodes 537 amino acids.
AUGUCUGUUGUUGUCAUUGAACCACCAAACCCAACUGUCACUACUACCGAGUAUGGAUCUGUUUCUGAACCAACCACCAUCACCUACACCAACCCACCAGGUGGCACUGAUUCUGUUAUUAUCGCUGAACCACCAAACCCAACUGUCACUACUACCGAGUAUGGUUCCGUUGAAACUACCAUCACAUAUACCAACCCACCAGGUGGCACUGAUUCUGUUGUUGUCAUUGAAACCACCAAAUCCCAACUGUCACUAUCUACUGAGUAUGGAUCUGUUUCUGAACCAACCACCAUCACAUAUACCAACCCACCAGGUGGUACUGAUUCUGUUGUUAUCAUUGAACCACCAAACCCAACUGUCACCACCACCGAGUAUGGUUCUGUUGAAACUACCAUCACAUAUACCAACCCAGCAGGUGGCACUGAUUCUGUCGUUGUCAUUGAACCACCAAACCCAACUGUCACCACCACCGAGUAUGGGUCUGUUGUGAAACUACCAUCACAUAUACCAACCCACCAGGUGGUACUGAUUCUGUUGUUGUCAUUGAACCACCAAACCCAACUGUCACCACCACCGAGUAUGGAUCUGUUGAAACUACCAUCACAUAUACCAACCCACCAGGUGGUACUGAUUCUGUUGUUGUCAUUGAACCACCAAACCCAACUGUCACCACCACCGAGUAUGGAUCUGUUGAAACUACCAUCACAUAUACCAACCCACCAGGUGGCACUGAUUCUGUUGUUGUCAUUGAACCACCAAACCCAACUGUCACCAUCCUCUGAGUAUGGUUCCGUUGAAACUACCAUCACAUAUACCAACCGUGCAGGUGGUACUGAUUCUGUUGUUGUCACUGAAACACCAAACCCAACUGUCACCACCACCGAGUAUGGUUCCGUUGAAACUACCAUCACAUAUACCAACCCAGCAGGUGGUACUGAUGCUGUCGUUGUCAUAGAACCACCAAACCCAACUGUCACCACCACCGAGUAUGGUUCUGUUGAAACUACCAUCACAUAUACCAACCCACCAGGUGGUACUGAUUCUGUUGUUGUCAUUGAACCACCAAACCCAACUGUCACCACCACCGAGUAUGGAUCUGUUGAAACUACCAUCACAUAUACCAACCCACCAGGUGGUACUGAUUCUGUUGUUGUCAUUGAACCACCAAACCCAACUGUCACCACCACCGAGUAUGGUUCCGUUGAAACUACCAUCACAUAUACCAACCCACCAGGUGGUACUGAUUCUGUUGUUGUCAUUGAACCACCAAACCCAACUGUCACCACCACCGAGUAUGGUUCUGUUGAAACUACCAUCACAUAUACCAACCCACCAGGUGGUACUGAUUCUGUUGUUGUCAUUGAACCACCAAACCCAACUGUCACCACCACCGAGUAUGGAUCUGUUGAAACUACCAUCACAUAUACCAACCCACCAGGUGGCACUGAUUCUGUUGUUGUCAUUGAACCACCAAACCCAACUGUCACCACCACCGAGUAUGGAUCUGUUGAAACUACCAUCACAUAUACCAACCCACCAGGUGGCACUGAUUCUGUUGUUGUCAUUGAACCCUCCAAACCCAACUGUCACCACCACCGAGUAUGGUUCUGUUGA